CACUUCUACACCGCGCCUCGCUGCUGUUGGUUGGGCAUGAGGAUCAGCGAGCAGCCGGAGAGAAGGAAGAGCUUUACAGAAAAAGAGCACAAACAGAAAAAGAGGAUUCCGAACAGUACAGGCAGGUUUGAGAACAGAAAAAAUGUAAUGUGUUCAGUGAAGGAGUGGUGGAAGUGCGACAUUAUUGCAAGUGUUUCUUUAUAACGCGAUUGGGUUACAGGGAUGAAGUUUGAAGGAGCUCUGAUCAAUCCGUGAGAUGAGAUAUAAGAUGAGAUAAGAGCUGAUUUUCUUCUCCUCGUUGUUCUUCAUCUUCAAGAAACUAAGAUGAGACAAGAUUUCUAUGCAUCUGCAAUCUCUUCUAGAGUGACCAUGUCAAGAGGAGGACCCGGAUUCGUCAAUGAGUGAGCCUCGUUUCAGCUUCGCGUCUCUACCUGAUCUCCGUCGCGUGCCAGAUUUUCAACCCAAUGCUCCAUUUUGUGGAUCAUGGGAUGCAUCAAGUCCAAGUGCAACAAACCCGUUCAGAACUCCAGCGUGGUGCAGAGGGCCGAAGCCGGGCCGGAGAAGAAGCGAGAAGAGAAGGCUGUCUUGGUGCAUUCGGAAACGGGCCCGGAUGAGGACGCGUCCCGGGUCAACCCGGUGCUUCUGGACUACGCGCAGAGACUCUCGGAGGAGAUCGUGGCUCGGGCCGUGCAGCAGUGGGCCGAGGUGGACAGCCGUUACAGCGACAUCCCGUAUAUCGAGUGUGAUGUGCCAUAAAGGCCAGCGCAUCAUCACCAUCAUUAUCACAUGUGCUUUACCAAGGUCUGGGCCUGACGACCUGAAGACCGGAGAUGUUUGCAAACUUGCAGAUACACUGAAGAAACGUGACGUUCGAACAGCUUUUAUACUGGAAGUGUGUGUGGGAAGUUGCGCUGCGGCAGCUUCGAGGCUUUAUCUCUGUAAAAGCACAAAUGUACUAAAGUGCUGUCAAAGCACUGAUACGCCUCGGCAGGUUUUUAUUCUCCCCCGUUUUUUCCAUAAUCACCAAGUGUCAUAUCUGUAAGCCUGAAUCUCUACGAGGCGACCAGCAAAGCCAAGAGCAGUGUCCAUAGACCGAAAUGGCAUCGUUCCAGAGUUGCUAUAAAUAAUCCAAGCGCAUGAUCGUCAUUUUGUGUAAACCACAACCAAAGAAUUUUCGUUUUAGGAAGUGUGAACACGGCUGCAGAACAACUAACAAAUACAAAACUACAAAUGCUAAUAUCUCAGAAAGGAAAUCAGUCCAGUCAUACAAGGAAAAUUACACAUAUGGACAAGAGUAGUUUGUGGACACCUGAACAUAAAAUUGGUAUGUGCUCCUUUUUUGAACAUCCCAUUCCACAUCUAGUUGCUGUUAUAAGAACUUCCACUGUUCUGGGAAGAUGUUCCACUACAUUUUUAAGAAGAUUUGUGCUCAUUCAGCCAGUUAGUAAAGUCAGGUAGUGUUGUAGGUGAGAAUGUGAAGUGGUCUGGGGAUGCAGUCUACUCCAUAGCAGGAGAUCUUCCACCUUCUCCAACCCAUGUAAAGCAGAUCUUCAUGGAGCUGACUUUGUGCACUUUGUGUCAUGCUGGAAAAGGUUUGGGUCUCCUAGUUCAAGUGAAGGGAAAAUUUCAUGCUCCACCAUCCGAAACCUUCCUAUGCAAUCGUGUGCCUCCAACUUUGUGAGAAGAACCUCAUAUGGCUGGAAAAGGUGGGUGUCCCAAUACUUUGGGGAAUACAGUGUAAAUAGUUGAGUGUUUAUAAACUAGGUUGGGAAAAAAAAAUACACACACACACACAUCCUUUUGACAUAUUGCUAUUAGUAAGCGCAUUAGCGCAACUUCGUAAGGAACUAAAAGCUGGAUGAGUUCCUGCUUAGUAUUUUUAUUACACUAAUGAGAAAAUGCGGCAAAAUUGGUUUUCGGACAUAAUUAAUUAAUAAUUAAUAUAGAUAACUAAUAUACACUUAAUAUAUACGUGCGCAAAAAGUGAAACAUUAAUCAUUAGAUUAUAUUAUACAUGAAUGAGCUGGAAGGAAGAAGGGGCGGAGCUUCCAGGUCAACUGCCAAUCAUUGAAUUUUGCUCAGUGUAAUUUUUGCUAAUUUUCAAUUCGAUAAACGUCACAUAAAAUAGAUAAAAGUCGGCAGGACUGCGUGAACACUAGAAUCAGAGUUCGUGAUGAUUAGCCUGUUGACGUGAAAACCAGCUGCUCCACAAUCAAUUUUUAAUUGCUUGCUUGCAGAAAGCUGAUUUUCAUUUCAUUCUCCUUUUAAUCAUUAAUUAGCACGCUAAAAUCCGACCUGAGGGUGAGAAAAGUCUCACACUGUGUGAGGUCGAAACCUACUAGAGUUGAUGCCGAGUACUACCUCAGUGUUACUUCAGUCGUAGCACUUCACCAACACGUCUGAGGGAAUUGUUAAAGUUCUGGUUGUUUUCCUCUUGUUUUAUCAGACAUACACACACCAAGCUACUGAAAUAAACACUUUAUGCUACCUAGCUGAAAUCUUCUCCCCACUGAUAUGCUAGUUUUCAUGCUAGACUUUAGCAUUCUCGUGUGUGUGUCAGUAUGCGCAAGUUCCUGAGGUAAAACAGAGCAUAACAUCAGUUCCUGAGAAAAUGGUUCCUGCUAGAAAAUGGAACCACACUCAUGUUGCAGUUCCUUAUCUGUAUGCCAUGAGGUAACCGUCUCGUUAGGAGAACAGAUGGCUGUAAUGACAGAAAUCUUUUUUCUUCAGUCAUGUAUGGAGUAUCACAGAUCCAAUCCUCAUGGUCACCAGAUGACUAUGAGCCGGAGACCCCAUACACUGUUCCACCGCAUUCCACCUAACUAACCUGCUGAGGACGUGCGACCAUGACGAGCUUUAACGCAAGCACAAUCUGCCCUGUUGCUUGGGGGUUUCCACUGGUGCAAAACCACCGUCUAACCAAAUGAACGUAACCGCCAUCCCUUUAAUUCCGGCGCUCAGCAUCCAGCUGGAGUGUUUCCUCAGAAGUCUGGAGACAUAUAGAUAUUUAUAUAUACACAGCAUGAUGUCGCCAAGCUAAUGGGAGAACCGUGAUGAUAAAGCGUUAGCUUGUUUGGAAUAGGAUCUCUGAGCACCAGCAAAUCCAUUUCCCACUUCACAACAAAAGCAGCGAUUAGAUUCUCUGAUCCUGGAUCAUCUCCAGCUCCAUUCGCAUCCUUAAAGCUAUUAUAAGAGUCAGCAGCUCUUGUAUUAACACGUAAAGACCGUAUUAUCUCAACGAGGCAAGUUUAUUUUUGUACAAAGGCACCUGGAUGCUACACAUAUACAUGUUUUUAUUUCCCACUCACACUAACUAUAACCAUAAGAUCGAACAUCCCAUUCCAACUUUAGUCCUCGUUUCCUGUUAUAAUGACCUCCACUCUUUUGGGAAGAUGUUCCACUAGACUUUUUGUGGAGAUUUGUGGAGAUCUUCCACUCCAAACGAUGUA
Silurus meridionalis is the source of this 3449-nucleotide messenger RNA. RefSeq names its product small membrane A-kinase anchor protein-like. Lineage: Eukaryota; Metazoa; Chordata; Actinopteri; Siluriformes; Siluridae. Bases 484 to 756 code for a protein of 90 amino acids. The record is from RefSeq and is a predicted model, not a curated record. Gene Ontology annotation, molecular function: protein kinase A regulatory subunit binding. The transcript is spliced from 2 exons.